Camelus dromedarius (Arabian camel) is the source of this 3622-nucleotide messenger RNA. RefSeq names its product src-related kinase lacking C-terminal regulatory tyrosine and N-terminal myristylation sites (gene SRMS). The transcript has 8 exons. NCBI's taxonomy places the organism in Eukaryota, Metazoa, Chordata, Mammalia, Artiodactyla, Camelidae. The record is from RefSeq and is a predicted model, not a curated record. Gene Ontology annotation, biological process: protein phosphorylation. The coding region runs from base 321 to 1775 and encodes 484 amino acids. Gene Ontology annotation, molecular function: protein binding; ATP binding; protein tyrosine kinase activity.
UCCAGGCCGCCUCGACUCCGCUUCUUGGGCGGCUCCCACCCCAGCCGCACCCGGAUCAGAGCAGUCGCGGGCCAGUCUUGCCCGCGAGACACCCUCGAGGCCGGGGAGAGGAGCGGCCGUCGUGUGUCCGGGGCUGGGGGCCCCUGCGCUGGUCUGCGCACCGCCGGGAGCGGGCGGGGGCUCUGCGCGCUUGGCCGGGAGCCCCUGGGGAGACCGUCCCCCCUACACCGCGCGCAAGCUGAGGCCCCGCGCAGCGAGGCCCCGCCCGCUCGCCAUCCCACCGCCCCUCUGGUGUCUCCCCGUCGGGAGCGUCGCGGGGCAUGGAGCCCUUCCUCAGGAAGCGGCUGACCUUCCUGUCCUUCUUCUGGGACAAGAUCUGGCCGGCGGGCGCGCCGGGAUUCCUGGACCCCGAUGCAGACCUCGAGCCUGAGCCCGCGGGGGUGGAGCCCCCCGCCGCGGAGCCCUGCAGUCCCCCGGCGCCCGCGCAGCUCUUCAGGGCGCUGUGCGACUUCAGGGCGCAGAGCGCGGAGGAGCUGAGCGUCGGCCGCGGGGACAGGCUCUACGCCCUCAGGGAGCAGGGCGGCUACAUCUUCGCCCACAGGCUCUCCUGCCCUCCCAGAACCGGGCUGGUGCCCAUCACGUGCGUGACCAGGGUCACCCCUGAGGCGUUCUCCGACCAACCCUGGUACUUCAGUGGCAUCAGCCGAGCCGAGGCCCAGCAGCUGCUCCUGUCCCCUGGCAACGCGCCAGGUGCCUUCCUCGUCCGGCCCAGUGAGAGCAGCCAUGGGGACUUCUCGCUGUCAGUCCGGGCCCAGGCCAAAGUCCACCACUACCGCAUCUCCACGGCAGCCGACGGCAGCCUCUACCUGCAGAAGGACCAGCUCUUCCCCAGCCUGGAGGAGCUCCUGGCCUAUUACAAGGUCCACUGGCAGCUGAUCCAGCCCUGUGUGCCCCACGACAAGUGGGAGCGGCCACGCUCCGAGUUCACCCUGCAGAGGAAGCUGGGCGAAGGCUACUUUGGGGAGGUGUGGGAAGGCCUGUGGCUGGGCUCUGUGCCAGUGGCGAUCAAGGUCAUCAAACCAGCUGACAUGAAGCUCACCGACCUCGCCCAGGAGAUCCAGACGCUCAAGAGCCUAAGGCAUCAGCGCCUCAUCCGGUUGCACGCGGUGUGCUCCGCGGGCGUGCCAGUGUACAUCGUCACUGAGCUCAUGCGCAGGGGCAGCCUGCAGGCCUUCCUGGGCAGCCCUGAAGGCCAGGCCCUGAGCCCGCCUCUCCUGCUGACCUUUGCCUGCCAGGUGGCCGAGGGCAUGAGCUACCUGGAGGAGCGGCACAUCGUGCACCGGGACCUGGCUGCCAGGAACGUGCUCGUGGGCGACGACCUGGCCUGCAAGGUGGCCGACUUUGGCCUGGCCCGGCUGCUCAAGGACGACAUCUACUCCCCGAGCCGUGGCUCCAAAAUCCCUGUCAAGUGGACGGCGCCUGAGGCAGCCCACUACUGCGUGUACUCCCAGAAGUCGGAUGUCUGGUCCUUCGGAGUCCUGCUCUAUGAAGUCUUCACCUACGGCCAGUGUCCCUACGAAGGAAUGAGCAACCAGGAGACUCUGCAGGAGAUUAUGCGAGGGUACCGGCUGCCGCGCCCGGCUGCUUGCCCCACCGAGGUCUAUGUGCUCAUGCUGCAGUGCUGGCGGGGGAGCCCUGAGGAGCGGCCGGACUUCGCCACCCUGCAGGAGAAGCUGAGCGCCGUUGGCAGGCGCCGCCACCCUGCCCUCACGUGACUCGGGCCCCAGACACCUGGCCAGGGCCACCCCCUUGCUGAGGAGCCUCCCAACCCACAGGACAGGUCAACACACACAGGGGUCUCUGGUGCCCCAAAACUGUUGCCAGCCCGCGCAGCCUCUGGCCGUGGGCCACACGCCCUGACACGCUCUGACACUUGCAUGGGCACGCAAGGCAGACAUAUGCAGACACCUGCUCAGACAGAGGAGGGGCUGGGGUCCUCUCCUGGUGUGACUGGUGUCCCUGGUGGGGUGAGGAUCUCUGCAGAGAAGGCCAGAUGGAGCCCCCUCAGCUCUCUCAGAGUCAAGAGUGAGAGGUGGGCUUCCCAGUGUCUCCAAAGUCCUGCUGUGGCCUUACCGAAGCGGCAGGCUGGGGCUCUCUGGCAGACUCGGGGCGCUGGCCACACGUAGCGCAGGCUGGGCACGGCCAUCAGCACACGCAUCAGCCCCCAGAUCACAGCAGGAGCUGGAGCUGACGGCAUGGUCCCCCAGCUGGCUUACCACAGCGGAGGAAGAGCUGGUCCCCACCCGCGGGCAUCUUUGCGCCCAGAACCAGGGACCCAGGGGCAGCAUGACUCCUGGGCUGUUGGCAGGAACCGGCUGAGGCUGCAGAAGCUGUACGAACAGCCCUUUCCAUCUCCCUGGGGCUGGAGCAGAGAGGGCUGGGGAGGGGGGUGGGAUGGGUCAGGCCACUGGAAGGUGACUAAGUUAUGCUGGGGGUCGGUUCUCUGGGGGUGGGACAAUGGUCAGGGAGGCAGAGUGCCUCAGGCGUGGGGCUGGGUGCUGGCCUGGCUGUGCAGGUAGGGGUGGGGCAGAGGCCAUGUCGUCUGGGCACCUGGGUGAUGACCAGCUCCCCUAGGAAAGGAAGCAGCCAGUUUCCAGGAUGCGACUUCCCACAGGGCUGGUUUCAAGCCACGUCAGAGUGUCACCAAAUGUGGACUGGGCAGGACAUCACAUUGGUUCCAGAUCACCCUGAUGGCUUUGGUCCCCAAGAGACAGACAGUGGAGGGCGGGGACUGAAGCCUUCCCAGAGGGGAGGGGUGGGCACUGUGGGCAGAGGCAGCCCAAAGGACUAGGUAGGAGGUAGGAACAGGCCACUUCAGGGCCCCAGUCGGCCUGGCUGUGGGUCAGAGCCUGGGACACCGUCCUCCCGACCCAGGCAGACAGUAGGGGCAGGUGGGUUUGGCCUGAGCCUUUUGGGGCCGCAGGCAGCUAGGGGGUCUGCCUUGGUCUGCAGCCCUCAGGGGUGGAGCUGGGCUCCUUGGGCUCUGGGUGGUUCCCAGAUAAAGUGGUGUGAGGUUCAGGGCUCCGGCCAUGCUGGAGGGCUCACCCGCUUUGUUUCCUGGAAACUGUGGCAUGUGCGGAGCGGGGAUGGCAGGCGCACUGUGGCCGGAGGGCUGUGCUGGGCGGUGACCGGAGAGGCGGGUGUGCUCAGGGUUGGGGUCACUGGCACAUCCCUGGGGCAUCUCUUCAGCACAAGCCAAGCAGGUCUGGUGGUGGUGCCUGGGGAGGGACCAGGGUCUCCACCUCAGAACCCUCCUGCGGCCCACAUCCCAGUGUGGCCCCGGGAAAACCCCCGCACAUCCGGCCGAGGCCCUGGACGCGGCGCCCAGGUGUCCCGGCAGCGGUGAAGGGUGGGCGUGCAGGGUGGGGCCUUGGAGCCCAGGGGAGCUGAGCAGCUCACCGCCCAGCCCUGGGUCCCUGCCCCCUGGGCCUGGCCCCUCCCUGGUCAGAACUGAGCGGGCUGCUCUGUGUGCUCACAAACUUGUGAAAUGACACUUGUACUUGGUUUCAGUGAAGCGAGUGGUCCCAUAGUCUCGUCUCAAUAAAAGGGAAAGCACCAGGAA